AUGUGCGAUUGUUGGUCCAACGAUGGCGAGGGAAGAUUCAGAGGUUUGCUGUUGCAAACUACCUCGUUUGCCAAGGAGAUAGUCUAUGAUGGAUUCCUGCAGAAACGUGCUGAGUUGGCACAAGUGGAAUUUGAGAAGUGCUCCUGCCAAGACCAGCGGAAAGCCAUUGUACGGUUGAUUUGCCUGACUCGUAUCUUCGAAAAGGAAAAGGGCAAGCGUGUCCAAGACGAGUUCAUGUCUUUGGAGCCGGACGUGCGCCAGGAACUCACGGAGUUUUUGAAUGCCGACGGCCUCACGGAGCGCGGCUUUCUGCUGUUUCAUUCUCCCACCUUCAUGUUCAACGCCUUCGACAACGAAGCCUUGAGCCCUGCCAAAGCGAUGCGAUUGCUCCUGAAGAUGUAUCAAUUGGCCAACGAAGCGUUCCCAAUCACUAGCGACGGUGCUGGCGUCAUCACGGUCAUGGUGGAAGAAGUGGCCAACUAUGCCAAGAAGUGCACGGAUCCUGAAGUCUUUGAUAGCACCAACCUUGAGAUCAAGCGCUUCCAUGGCACAGAUCGUACCGCGAAGAUUGUGCUGAGCCCGUGGCAAAUUGAGACCAAUCCGGAGCUUCUCGACAAGGAGGUAGAAGCCCUCUUUACUGACGUCUCCAUGCAGGGCUGCAGUGAACAAACCUUUCAGAGUCGCUUGAAGAUAUGUUUUCCGGAAUUCAAAUACAUGGACGACGAGAACUCCGACGAAAUCGUGGCAGAGAUCAAGAAGCGAAGCAUCUGCACCAUGCUCUGCAUUUACUGGUUGUAUGCAGAUCGACAUAUGGAGUUUACCCGAGGGCAAGCAGUCUCUCAGGGCUUGACGGAAGACUCGUGGAGCUUUUUGCGCUCCUGGCUGCAGCCCAUGCUGGAUGACAUCGAAGUGCUGAGCGUGGUUUGCGCGGCAGUCAUGGUGCGAGCGAUUUGCAGCAUCCCCAAGUUCCGACAGCAACAGGCCAAAGGUCUCAGUGAACCCCGAGAUGUGGUGGCACAUGUCCUGAAGCACUGCCCGAAGGUGCUGCCCUCCUAUCAACGAUUAAAUCCGGACGAGCGACAACAACUCGCAGAAAGUCUCGGUCACGACUUCGAACUGCACCUCUUCCUGGACGCUGAGAGCUGUCCGGCGGGGCUGAAGUUUCUACUGCCCUUGGUGCAGUCCGAAACGCCUGAGGUGGCGAGUCGUCGUAACUGUGACUUUGACCCGGUGGCUGUGCUGAUGUGGUCCUCCUUUUUGGAAUUGGCCGGCUCCAUGGGCGCCCAGAGUCAGGAAGGAUCGCUCUACAUGACCGAGGAGCGCUUCCAGAAGAUCCGCAUCGCCGCGGAAAGCAUCCAACAGAUGGCCGAGAGCUCCGUCAGCGAAGUGGAUGUCUACGAUCAAAUCCUGGAGAAGCGCGCCAAGGCUGUUGGGCUGCAGUUGGACAGUUCACUGCCCAGCAAAGCACUGAAGCGCUUGAGUUGCCUCGCCGCUUCCCGUGACAACACAGAUGCAGAGAAUGUGAGACAAGCCCUAGAUGCCUUGAGUGAUGAGGAUCGAGGACGGAUGGUGAAGUACCUGACGAAUGGCGGCUCCCAGGCACCCGAGGAUGCGGAGCCGGGCGGUGCGCGGCCCUGCUUCGCCAUGUUGCAGGCCACAGCCUUCCUGGAGAAGGCCCGCGACAACAAGGAGAUCGGCCUGGCACAGGCCACCCGCACCUUGCUCCGUGUCUACGACGAAGCACAGCGGGAGUUUCAACAUGUGGAUGUGGCCAUGGUGAAGGUUCGCCUGGAGAAGUUGGCGAACUUUGCCGCGGACUUCGUGGGCAGCGCGCAGUUCGAAGACGUGCCCUUCGAGCUGAAACGUUUCUCGAGUUUGGAAGUGGAAGUCAUGCCCAAGGUUUGGAUUCCUGUCAUCAACCAGGCCGUCCUGGAUGACUUGAAUCAAAGCGCCUGCAAACUCUGCACAGAACUUCGAGAACACAAGUUAUCGGAGAGCCGCUUUCGAGAACGGCUCUGUCACGUCUACCCGGAGCUGGGCUACUUCGUGGCUGGCGCCACGCCGGCGGGGCCGGCAGGGCAAGCGGGGCCAGCGGGGCCAGCGCCCAGCACGUUGCGGGACCAAAGCUUCUGUGCUCUUUGUUGCGUUUUCUGGCUGCUCAUGAACCAGCGAGACAACUUUAUCCGCGGUCAGUUGCAAGAUGAAGAGCUCAGCCGCCAGAGCUGGGCAUGGAUACAGGACUGGUUGCAAAAGUCAGUGAAACUGAACACAUGGGAAACCAUUGACGCUGGGUCGCAGGGUGGUAGGAUUCAGGGCAUGGGCAGCCAGGCAUGA
Messenger RNA from Cladocopium goreaui, 2334 nucleotides. The record is from the annotation of a GenBank genome assembly. NCBI's taxonomy places the organism in Eukaryota, Dinophyceae, Suessiales, Symbiodiniaceae.